AUGGGCGUGGAUCUGUUCCUGCUGGCCGUGGUGAUCAUCAUCGCAGUAGCGCUGCUCAUCUGCAACGUCUACAUUCUGGUCUACUUCCAGCACGACGACGACAAGAACACCGCCUACUUUCCGAAAGCGCUCGUGGUCUUCGGGCUGUUCUUCGCAGAGGCGACGGUACUGCUGCUGCCGCUGGAUGUGGCCAACAACUCGACGGCCAUCGGCUGCGCCGAGGGCUGGAACACAGCGUGCGGCAACAUCAACAUGGAUCUGCUGUGGCUGAUGGUGUUCUUGUCCAUCGUGAUCUUUCUGGUGGUGCUGCUGCCGUUCGCGAUCUACUACUACGAGGCCGACGACGGAGAGGACAACCCGAAGAAGAGUCAGUGGGGUGAGGCGAUCAAGAUGGAGGUCGGCACGGUGGUCGUCGCCGCGGCGUUGAUCACGGUUCUCUACAUCACAAGCGCCGAGAGCAACGUCCCAAUGCGCGCGUUGGAGGUGAACUCCAUGUCUGCCACUGCGGGCUUUCACGCUUACGUCGACGGCACGACACUAUCCACCGACGUCGUCGAUGCAGCCAGCAAUGUCACGGUGCAGCACAUUACACUGACCGUGGACGUCUCACUGCCGGUGUACGUUACGGGUCUCACGAGCUUUGUCGGCUGGUUCGGCUUCUCGAUUUUCUGCGGCGUUGGACUUAUUGCGCUGCCCAUGGACUUGAUCCUUGCUUUCUUCCAUCGCCCGAAGUUUAUCAGUGCUGACGUCUACGCGAUCCAGAAGCUGAUUCUUCAGCGCCGCUCAACGGAGCUCCUCGAGAUCGGCCGAUCCAUCAAGCAGAGCAUGGAUCGCCCCGGUCACGGACAGAGCUCGUGGGAACGCAAGAAACAGCGGCGGCUGGACUUCGUGACGCUUAACAAGUUCAAGCAGUCGGUCUACUUGCUCGAGGGCGACGUCGUUGACCUGAAACUUUGUCACGAGGAAUACCGGAACUUCAACCCGUUGAAGCCGAUUUUCAAGCUGCUCCUGGGAUGCAUUGCGAGCGUCAUCAGCUGCAUGUGGUUCUUCCACAUCGCCCUCUACAUGCUGCCGAACACGCCGCUGCUGCCGUUCCUCAACACGUACUUCAUUUGGUUUGACCGCUGGUUCCCGCUCUUCGGCACCAUUUCGGUCGGCAUUUUCAGCUCGUACCUGCUCGCUUGUGCGGUCAAAGGCUGUUUCAAGUUCGGGAUGCGUUGCUUCUGCAUCGCGCUGCACCCAAUGAAGCUCCACGGGACGUACAUGAACUCGCUGGUCUUCAAUCUUGGUCUGGUGCUGCUCUGUGCGAUUCCAGCGGUGCAGUUCUGCGACCAAGCUUUCGCAGACUACGACCGUCUAACGGCCUUGCGAACGCUCCUGGGAGUGCAGAUCCACUACUUGAAAGGCAUGCGCACGGUCUGGGACUACAACAUCUUCAUCUACGCCAUCAUCAUUAUCAGUUCUAUCACAGCAGGCAUCCUGAUGGCGAAACCUCGAGACCGCGCCUCCCCCGUUGACGACAUCCGCAAGAGAAUCGAGCGUCAGGUCCGCGAUACUGCGGCAGCCAACUCUGUUUAG
Phytophthora sojae is the source of this 1578-nucleotide messenger RNA. RefSeq lists its product as hypothetical. NCBI's taxonomy places the organism in Eukaryota, Oomycota, Peronosporomycetes, Peronosporales, Peronosporaceae. The record is from RefSeq and is a predicted model, not a curated record. The transcript is spliced from 3 exons. Bases 1 to 1578 code for a protein of 525 amino acids.